GGGGCAUAUUCAUUGAUACUUGCACUAUCAACAUUAAUCUGUGUUGCGAAAUAUCUAGUAGCUAUCCGCCAACACAACCCCCCUAGAUGAACAGGUCUCCUACGACGCCUCUAUAUCGCCAAGCUAUCGUCGCGCUGUCAAGAUGAUGAGUGGUCCGAGGCGCACUCUGAGCUCGCAGCCUUUAACUCAUAGUUGAUCACCGUUCCGAAAUUACCAACAACCAUGUUCGAAAAAUCGUUGUACGACCUCAUCCGAGGUCUGAGGAACCAUAAGGGGAACGAGAAGGAGUACAUACAAAACUGCCUGAAAGAAUGCCGCUCCGAAAUUCGAAGCCAGGACUUAGAUCUCAAGGCUACUGCUUUACUAAAGCUAGUUUACCUAGAAAUGUUCGGGCACGAUAUGUCAUGGGCGUCUUUCAACGUACUCGAGGUGAUGGCUUCUCCUAAAUACCACCAAAAACGAGUAGGAUAUCUUGGCGCAAUUCAGAGCUUCCGUCCUGAUACCGAGGUCCUCAUGCUGGCAACAAAUCUCCUCAAGAAGGAUUUGACGGCGGCAUCAACCACUACCAUCGCCCUUCCGAUUGUCACUCUUCCGCAUGUUAUUACGCCAUCUCUCGCCCUCUCCGUUUUAUCUGAUCUCCUGCCUCGACUUAGCCAUACCCACCCCGCGAUUCGCAAGAAGACGAUUGUCACGCUAUACAGGCUUGCCUUGGUUUAUCCCGAAACCCUACGGGCUGCCUGGCCGAAGAUAAAGGAGAGACUUAUGGAUAGGACUGAAGACCCCAGCGUAACGGCUGCAAUUAUCAAUGUCAUAUGCGAACUGGGAUGGCGGCGGCCCCAUGAUUUCCUUCCUCUAGCACCCCGGCUGUUUGAGCUAUUGGUCGAUAGCGGUAACAACUGGAUGGCAAUAAAACUGAUCAAGCUAUUUGCUACAUUAACACCCCUCGAGCCGAGGCUUGUUCGCAAAUUGUUACCACCUCUGACAGAGAUCAUCCAGACAACCCCUGCCAUGUCUUUAUUAUACGAAUGUAUAAGCGGAAUUAUUCAAGGGGGGAUUCUUGGAAGUGGUGAAGAUGCGGACGGGAGAGAGGAGAUCGCAUCUCUUUGCGUUAAUAAGCUUCGAGGAAUGAUUAUGGUAGAUGGUGACCCAAAUUUGAAAUAUGUGGCGCUGCUCGCUUUCAACAAAAUCGUUUUAACCCAUCCUUGGCUUGUAGCUCAGCAAGAAGACGUCAUUCUAGAGUGUAUAGACAGUGCCGACAUUUCUAUCCGUAUCAAAGCGCUAGACCUUGUGCAGGGUAUGGUCAGCGGUGACAAUCUCGUGUCUAUUGUCGGCCGUCUCAUGAGACAACUCAAGCUGUCUUCAGGAGAUCGCAGGACUACGAAUCAUUCGGGGCCAAGCUCCGGGGAUUCAGAUGACGAAGACUUGGAGAGGACAAUUGAUUCCGCUCCAAAAUCGGCGAACCAAUCCCCGCCGCUUCCAGAUGACUACAGAGCCGAUGUGAUCAACAGAAUACUAAAUAUGUGUUCUCAAAAUAAUUACGGCUUCUUAACAGAUUUCGAGUGGUAUAUUGAUAUACUAACGCAACUUGUUCGGACUGCUCCGCUACCACGACCUGUCGACGAUAUGGACUUACUUUCUACACCUAGGAGGUCAAGUAGCGGUGAUAUAUCUGAGAAAAUAGGGAACGAAUUACGGAAUAUUGCCGUCAAGGUUCAGGCGCUUCGUCCCGCGUGCGCUCGCGCCGCCGAGGCGAUUAUAUCUCAACUAAAUAGCGAGACUAGAAUUGGGCGCUCGAUUGCAUCGGGAACAUUAAAACCAGCUGCUUGGAUCCUCGGUGAAUUUUGUUCAGAAUUAUCUUCCCCAGACGAUAUUCUUGGAGCUCUGUUACAACUAUCCCAAAAGACUUCACCACCAGAAUCUCUCGCAGCCUGCCUUCAAGCGGUCAUGAAAAUUUUCUCGUUGGUUGCCGGAGAUCAAUUAACCCCUUGGACACCUGAGCGUAAAUCCAAGAUCUCACUCCUAAUGGCUCGCAUUAUUCAUUCCUUCGAGGCUUUAGUACAACAUCCAAACCUAGAGGUUCAAGAACGAGCAGUAGAGUUCAUGGAACUGCUAAAACUUACUGCGGAAGCGGCAUCUAGUCAGGAAGCUUCGACAGAAACCGUCCACCAAGAUCCUCCUUUGCUACUCACCCAAGCAAUACCCUCCAUUUUUGCCGGCUGGGAAUUGAAUUCGGUUGCUCAAACAGCUCAGAAGAACGUCCCACUUCCAGAAGGGUUAGACCUUGACGAACCUAUAAAUCCAAACCUCAACUUCCUACUCGCAUCCGCUGAUUCGAUAUCGAUACCAGUCGACGAGUCAGAUGAGUUUGAGAGUUAUUAUUAUCAACGACCGCCCGCGACGAGUAUAGCCUCCGAGCCAGCCAUCAACAAGCUGGUAGAUGCUCGCGAGGAUAUCACUAGCUCUUACCAGCAGCCUACCGAGGAGACCUAUUUGGAUGCAGAUAUAUUAGCUAAAAGAAAGGCCGAGCGUCUGGAAAGGAAUCGAGAUGACCCAUUCUAUAUCGGGGAAAACAAUUCUAUUCAGAGGUCAUCAACGCCGAUACAUAAUAUCCUCCAGAAUUCGAAUGGUCCUGACUUAGACGUUGACUCGAUUCCCAUCAUGGAACUCGAUCUCGAUAAACUUAGCGCAGGCGUCGAUCACUCUCGACAUGUAGCGUCUAAACCAGCCCGCCGUCCGCCGCGGCAGAAGAUCGUUGUUGCCCCAGACGAAAACCUGGGUGGCAGCGGCUUAAGCACGCCAAAGAACUACGACUCCGAAAAUAAUUCGGACACCGCCGCCAAGGUCCGAGCCGGCAGCAAGAAGCUCAAGCAAUCGCUUCUCGGUGUCGACUCCACUAGUAUCGGCGCGCUCAGCCUCGAGGAUGACCCGGCCGGCCGCGCAUACGACCCCGAAGCCCAGCAGCGCGAGGAAGCCGAGAUGGCGCAGGCCAUGAAGGAAAUCGAGCGUCUACGCCUCGAGAUGCAACGCGCAAAUGAGCGCAUACAAGUUGCCCAGGGCGUCGAUGCCGCCGGCACCGUCGUCAAGAAGAAGAAGGCCAAGAAGCCGAAGACGACGGAUCCCGACGGCGAAGGGGAUACCGCGGUCAAGGUCAAGAAGAAAAAGAAGAAGGUCUCGCCUAUAGACGAGGGGGAUGCCGCUGGAGAUGUGGUCGAGGCUAAACCGAAGAAGAAAAAGGCGAAGCCGGCUGAGAUCCAGGACGCGGGUGCGGCGUGAAGAUGGGGGGGAGUGUAAUGCAUAAAUAAAUACAUAAAUAGAGGUAGUAUGAAUAGUAAAUUAGACAUUCGUACUGGCUAGUAUAUAGAUGAAAUAUCAUUAUGAGCAUUGCUGCAACCAA
This is a messenger RNA of Daldinia loculata, 3394 nucleotides long. RefSeq names its product Adaptor protein complex AP-3 delta subunit. Bases 223 to 3273 code for a protein of 1016 amino acids. NCBI's taxonomy places the organism in Eukaryota, Fungi, Ascomycota, Sordariomycetes, Xylariales, Hypoxylaceae. The record is from RefSeq and is a predicted model, not a curated record. The transcript is spliced from 6 exons. Gene Ontology annotation, cellular component: endosome membrane; membrane coat; AP-3 adaptor complex. Gene Ontology annotation, biological process: Golgi to vacuole transport; protein targeting to vacuole.